CAGAGAGAGGCCACAGGCAGCGGCCCUCUGCUGGAGGGGGCGCUUAUCCGAACAAAUACACACACAUGUGUGAGCUGCUUGGCCGCACGAUAGCUCAUAUGUGGACAACAGUUCUUUUAGAAAAGCAUACCACCGCGGCUCGCCAUUUAAAAUGCCUAUCUUACUUUUCCUGUUAGACACGUCCGCCUCUAUGAAUCAGCGCACUUAUUUGGGUACGACGUAUCUGGACGUUGCUAAAGGCGCGGUUGAGGUCUUUAUGAAGCUGCGUGCCCGAGACCCGGCUAGUAGAGGCGACAGGUACAUGCUAGUUACAUUCGAUGAUCCACCAUACGGAGUGAAGGCAGGCUGGAAGGAGAACCAUGCGACCUUCAUGUGUGAGCUGAAGAACCUGCAGGCCUCUGGGCUGACCACACUAGGUCACGCUCUACGCACAGCCUUUGACCUGCUUAACCUCAACCGCCUCGUCUCAGGCAUCGACAACUAUGGACAGGGACGAAACCCUUUCUUCCUUGAGCCAUCGGUGAUCAUCACUAUCACCGAUGGGAACAAGCUUACGCACAGCUCUGGGGUGCCAGAUGAGCUGCACCUGCCUCUGAACUCUCCUUUGGCUGGUAGUGAACUGACCAAAGAGCCCUUUCGAUGGGACCAGCGUCUGUUUGCGUUGGUGCUGAGGCUGCCGGGAGCAGCAACACCAGACAACGAGCAGCUCGGUAGCGUCCCCACAGAUGAAUCCGCAAUCACCCAAAUGUGUGAAGUCACUGGAGGACGAUCAUACUGUGUACGGACACAAAGGAUGUUGAACCAGUGUCUGGAAUCUCUGGUCCAAAAGGUCCAAAGUGGCGUUGUCAUUAAUUUUGAGAAGACGGGGCCAGAUCCACCUCUCAUUGGGGAAGAUAACUCUGUGGAGUCAAGUCGUCCUGUGUCGUCAUUCAGUUCUCAGCCGUGGCACAGUUGCCACAAACUCAUCUACGUGCGUCCCAACCCAAAGACAGGCGUGCCAGUUGGGCAUUGGCCCAUACCAGAGUCCUUCUGGCCGGACCAGAAUUCUCCCACGCUGCCACCUCGCUCUGCUCACCCCAUGGUGCGUUUCUCUUGUGUGGACUGUGAGCCCAUGGUGAUUGACAAACUUCCCUUUGACAAGUAUGAACUGGAGCCCUCUCCGCUCACCCAGUACAUUCUGGAACGGAAAUCUCCACACAUGUGCUGGCAGGUGUUUGUGAGCAGCAGUGGGAAGCAGAAUGACCUGGGACAGCCGUUUGGCUAUCUUAAAGCCAGCACCACUCUCACCUGUGUCAACCUGUUCGUCAUGCCUUUUAACUUCCCAGUCCUUCUCCCACUUCUCGAUGAUUUGUUUAAAGUGCACAAACUAAAACCAAACCUCAAGUGGCGUCAGGCCUUAGAAAUGUACCUGAAAGCGAUGCCUCCAUACUACCUCAUGCCCUUAAAAAAGGCGUUGAGGAUGAUGGGUGCACCUAAUCUGAUAGCAGACACGAUGGACUGCGGCCUGAGUUACAGUGUCAUCUCUUAUCUAAAGAAGCUCAGUCAGCAGGCAAAGAUUGAGUCAGACCGUUUAAUCGUGUCCGUGGGGAAGAAAGCUCCUCAAGAAACUGGCAUCAAGGUGAAGAACCACUCCAGCUCUCUGUCUCUAGCCCACCGACGAGACUUCAAGCAGCUGCUGCAGGGAAUCACUGGGGAGGGGCCUCUUCGACUCGUGGAUAUCAACUUCAAAGAGUUUGCUGGCUUCCAGAUCGCACUGCUCAACAAGGAUGUAAAACCACAGGCUUAUCGAAAUGCCUACGACAUCCCUAGACGGAACCUUCUAGACCAGCUCACCCGAAUGCGCUCCAAUUUGCUGCGGACAUCACAGAAACUGAUUCGAGGGCAAGACGAAGACUAUCUUCACAGUAUUCCAGUGGCACAGAUGGGAAACUAUCAGGAGUACCUAAAAAUGAUGCCUUCUCCUCUGAGAGAGAUUGACCCCGACCAACCGAAACGUCUACACACAUUUGGGAAUCCUUUCAAACAGGAUAAGAAGGGCAUGAUGAUCGAUGAGGCAGAUGAGUUUGUCACAGGCCCUCAAAAUAAGAAAAGAGGAAAUUCCAAUGAUUCCAACUCGAGCGCUACUGUGAAGAGAAGGCGAAGUAUGUCCCCUUUGCUGCGGCGACCGCAGACUCCACCAGGGAACACCAACCAUGUGGUGGUGGGAAAGACUCCGAUGGGGGUUCAAGGGCAGCAGAAUCUCAUCAAACCCAUCCCACAGCACAAAGAAGUGGAUGGCAACAACUUGGUGGUCCCUGAGAGUAAUGGCGAUGGGGGCCUUGGGCCUGAGUCGGGGGAGAUCUGGCCCACUGAGUUGGACCCUGUAGUAGGAAACUCACCUUCACUGACCCUCGAGGAGAAGUCCAGGGUCUCCCACCCUGAACCAGCUGAUCAGGAAGAGGACAUCAACUUGGCGGAGGAGAGACUAGUGGAGGAUUGUCUAGAUGAGCAGCCACUGGAGGAUAAACACAACUGUGAACGACUGAGUCCGCAGAGCGAGUUCGAGGACACUGACCCUGACCCUGACCCGGCAGUGCUGGACACCAUUUUCAUAGCACCACUAGAUGGAAGCCAAGCAGAGCUGCGGACGCGGGUCAUAAAGGAAGUCCGCAAGCCUGGACGAAACUACGAUGCAAUACAGUCACUCCUGCAGCAGGUGAAGGGGCCUCUUAAUAUUCAGAGGUACUUCAUCCAACACGCCAUCAAAGAGGCCAUCAGGUUCAAGAAGCGGGUUCUGAUCCAGCAGCUGGAGUUGAUCCUUGCUGAGUUGGAGGAGAAGCAUGCAGCGUCCUUGCAGCUUUCCAACGAUAAUGGCACAUAGUCAUGAAGCCAUCUCUGCUUUGUUACUGAAGUACGUUUUGUUCACGGUUAAUUAUCACCACCAUCGAAGACGUCCUCAUUGACCUGCCUCAAAAAGACUGAGAAGCUGUAGGCAUAAAAAGGACAAAUGCACUGAGAGCAGAAGCUCCUACUGUCCCUGUGCUGUUACAUCACAUCCUGUUAGAGGCGGAGGGUCAGGGGUUUACUGGAGGAGGGGCCUCCAGCACAAAUCCACUGAGGAUGACUAAAGAGACUUUAAAUAUAAUCCUCUUUAUAUUGACAGAUGCCUUAAACAUCCAUACGGCUUUUGUCUGUAUCAGCACAUUGUUCAGAUACACACACAUACAAAUACACUCCGACACAGCAAACCAACAGAUCCUUCAAUAGCAGAGGAAGGCGUGGACAGGAUGGAUUAUUCCUGUUGUUGUUAUUCUUUAAAAAAACACCUUUCUUCAGCUGGUCUGAAAAGUGUUUGUAAGACUGCGACCAGUUUUUCUAGAGUAAUUAAUAUCAUGUAGCUGUAUGACCGACAGGAGGAAUCUGAUCCAACAGGGUUCCCCUCAUGUUUUUAGUGUUAAUAUCUGAUGUUGAUACUGGUACUGAACAUUUUCACUGGGAUAAUAAUCAUUGGAUUAUCUUGAUAUGCAUUAACAUUUAGGGUGGGCAAUAUGGAUCAAAGGAUGAUGAUGAUGUGCUUUUAUGUUGCAUUAGCAAUAUAUAAUGUAGUAUAUCAUCACAUACUGAAACUUCAAUUGAUACUUUCAAAAAUUCCCAUCACGGCCUUGAAAUGGCUCAAAUGUAACACUAAUAUGGCCCUGCCCCCGCUCCCUGUCUCCCCACCCUCACAGCGCCACCUGCAGUUAAGGAGCCUUUUCCAGCUCCUGAGCCCCACCCACAAGUUGACAGGAUUGGGGUCAUUAGGUUUGUGACUUUAAAACUUCCUGGUCAAUUGAAUCCAUUUUUUUCACAUUGGCAUUGGUUUACUGCUGUGUUCUCUCAUAAAAGGCCCAAGAAGGACAUGUUAACAUGUUUAAAAACAUGAAUUUCACUGGAGGGGGACUUCAACCAUAAAAUACCCGAUGGAAAUGUAUAUUUUUGGUCAGUCUAGUCAGUGACCUUUAUUAAACCAGGCAAGUCAUUAAAACAAAUUCUUAUUUACAAUAGCAGCCUGGCAAAGGGCAAAACACUAAAAGGACAGCAGCACACACCUUAAAUUACGUUUCGGUGCACUCAUCCAUAAUACACAACAAAACAGCAUAACAUAUGACGACAAGCAUUACUUGAAUUACACGCAGGUAAUCACACAAGCAUCAGACGAUACUACAGCAGAACAAGAGUAGUGUGCACAAGCUGCAAGGAAAACAGGCAAAGCACAAACAGCAGCAGCCGUAGAACAACAAUACAAAAGGACAGCAGAAAGACAGACACACAAAGAGUGCUGGUUGAUCCCAGUGAGUCAAAAAGCAGCUGUCAAUAAAAAUGACUUUAAUAGAGUCCUAAAAAAGUGACUGUGAAGUCAGUUGUCCAGAUUUAGUGUUUUUGGAUGCAGCAGCCUGAAGGGAUGACAAACCAAACAGUAUUUUUUCUGGAAGCUUUUAACAGAAUAAGAUGAUAGGAAAAAAAUACAUUGAAUUACAAAGCAGGUGAUAGUUUUUUAUCUUAUUCGCACAAGAUAAAAAUAAUUGUGCCCACAACUUAUUAAUUUUUUAAUAAUUAAUCGACUUCAUAUUGUCGAUGAAGUGGUAUCACCGUAGCGGUGAGAAAUCUGCUUAUCAGGUUUUAUUUCACCUUGGAGGGUACAGAGAGACACGAUUAUCAUCAGAAAUCUUUUGCUGCACAUUAACUUGUUCACAUGAGAUAUUUAUCAUCAUGUGCGCACAAGAUAAAAAGUAUCACCUGUCGGGCUCCAUACUAAAGAGAUAGUUACCUCUAUAUAUUAUAAAGGUGAAUGUUGAAUGGUAGACACAUUUCUCUGAACUCAGAGGCCAUAUUGCCCACCUCUAAUCUGUUGUGAUAAAGGUGAAACUUCAAACACUUCUCUCUUAAAGUCAUUUAGUCUCUAAAUGACCAAACUGGGUCCAAUAUGUUCCGAAAGGUCAGUUGUACUGAAUCACUCCGGGAAACAAAUGUCAUACAAUAGUCUAGAAUGUAGAAGCAUCAGGUUUUUGUGUGUUUUUUUUACACAUUAGUGAGUUGUACUCAGAACGGACCAAACACAAGACUGAUUUACUGACUGAGCAUCGGUGUCGUCCUACCUGCCAUCACAGCAGCACAACAUUGGUUCAGUGAAUGCAGCUGUUGGUAUCCAUUAAGAGGGGGUAACCCCCUCACCACACACACACACACACAUACACUUCCUCCUCAGCACAACAAACACUCCAUUGAUUCCCAGAAUUACAACUUUAUUCAGAGGAAUCUGUGCAUGUGUGCUCAGUGGACGAUCAUCUGUUGUUGGACUCAACAGCUGGUUAUCCGCCCUCUGCUGCUCUUCACACAAACCACAGUCAGCACUCCUCCUUCGUUCUCCUCGUUUUUACCACAGUUGUACAGUACUUUUUAAUGUUCAUAAGGAAUAUAGAUUAUUUUUGUGAAUUUGUUUAUUUCAGAGUAUAUAAACUAUUUUCAAAGGAAAUGUUUAAAAGCCAAUUUUGUAAACUGUUAAAUGCAUAUACAAAAGUGUAAAGUUUUAUGAACA
Paralichthys olivaceus (Japanese flounder) is the source of this 5554-nucleotide messenger RNA. It is a transcript of the gene ints6l, whose product is annotated as integrator complex subunit 6 like. The record is from RefSeq and is a predicted model, not a curated record. Gene Ontology annotation, biological process: snRNA 3'-end processing. Gene Ontology annotation, cellular component: integrator complex. NCBI's taxonomy places the organism in Eukaryota, Metazoa, Chordata, Actinopteri, Pleuronectiformes, Paralichthyidae.